UCGGGACUUAUCGUUGCCUAGGUAACACCACGAUAUAAACAAGUAUAUUUUAUGAUCUAUUUUAUGUAGAGUUAAAUUCGACCGCACGUUAAAAUGUAUUUGCAUAUAAGAUAUUGCUCGCGUCCAACAUAAAAUAUAACGAUUAUUGUGCUCAAAGUACUUCCAUACAAUUACAUCUUGUUAUAUUUAACAAUUAAGCAAUCCCCUCUAUUUGUUAAUAUAAUUUGUAGAAUUCCUUCAGUAUUAUAUGAUUUUCGAGAGUGUGACGCGAUGCCUUUGUUUUCAAAUAAAUUUUCCCCCAAAAAGACACCGACUAGAAAGGCAUCGGUUUUCUUAGCAAAUAAAAAUUUAAGUCCUAAACGAAUAGAGAAAGAACUCGGCCCAGAAGUGGGUCCUAUACGUCUUCGUCUUGGAGACCAAGAAGCUGUCUUUGAGUCAGGCCUUUGGAUUCCAGAAUCUGGCAAAGUAAGCGGCACUUUUAAAGAGAACGAGAAACUAACAAAGGAAGUAAGACGAUUAGAAGAGGAGAACAAUUUGUUGAGAUUGAAGUUUGACGUACUAUUAGAUAUGUUAACUCAGACAACUGCUAAGGCUCACUCACAAAAAGAAGAAUUGGAGAAACUAAAGAAUAAUUUCUCUCACAAGAGGUUCUUGACCUAGUUUGUUAAAUAUUAUUACUUAUACUUAGGAACUAAACAGCAUUUAUAAAUUAAUACCAGUCGACUCAGGUACUUGUUUAAAAGAUUGAACAAUGUUUCAGUUUGAUAUUUAUGAAUAUCUUCUCGGUUCAAAAAGGCAUUGGUUCAAGUCUUAAAGACUUUGUUGAAUUCUGCUUCUUUCUGAUGUAAACUUUUAUACAAAGUAACAAUCAACCAUACUAUGAAACUGUACAUUAUUUACAAUGUUGUGUUGAAGAAAACUGGCUCGUCAGUCUAUUACAUUUUCCGGGCACGUUCUUCUUGUAUGACCUGAUGUAAAAAGAAAAAAACAAAGAGAAAAUUAUGUAUAGUGUAAAUGUAUAAGAGAUAUAGAUAUGUAAUAAAAAAAAAUCAUCUCUUGAA
This is a messenger RNA of Odontomachus brunneus, 1061 nucleotides long. It is a transcript of the gene Cby, whose product is annotated as protein chibby homolog 1. The record is from RefSeq and is a predicted model, not a curated record. Lineage: Eukaryota; Metazoa; Arthropoda; Insecta; Hymenoptera; Formicidae. Bases 271 to 660 code for a protein of 129 amino acids. The transcript has 3 exons.